This is a messenger RNA of Trametes versicolor FP-101664 SS1, 1023 nucleotides long. RefSeq lists its product as uncharacterized. The record is from RefSeq and is a predicted model, not a curated record. Gene Ontology annotation, molecular function: protein binding. Bases 1 to 1023 code for a protein of 340 amino acids. The transcript has 2 exons. Lineage: Eukaryota; Fungi; Basidiomycota; Agaricomycetes; Polyporales; Polyporaceae.
AUGGAUCAUGCGCCACGAGGCGACGGAGACUCGGACGAGUCUGUUGCAAGAACACGCGACGAUGAGUUUUGGUAUAGUGACGGAAGCAUAAUCCUCGUCGCACGCGACGUCGAGUUCCGCGUGUACAAGGGCCUUCUCACCCACCACUCCCCCGUGUUCAGAGAUAUGUUCUCUCUUGCCCAGCCUCCAGCCGUAUCGUCUUCCGUGCCUGUCGAAUCCGCGGAGACCCUCUGUCCCGUGGUUCGCCUGUCGGACUCCCCCGAGGACAUGCGUCACAUCCUACGCGUCUACAUGCCAAGGCACGGCCCGAGCACAUCUCGGCACUCGUACCACGCGAUCUCGGCGGCAGUCCGCUUAGGUCACAAGUACCAAAUGCGGGAUCUCCUCGACAGCGCUAUCCUCUUUCUCAAGACGCAUUACCCCAUGGACUACGAUGACUGGACCGAAUUCGGAGACUGCGGUGCGCCCAGUUUCUCGCUGGAACACGCCAUUGGCGUCGUCAACCUCGCACGCCUUGUUGGCGACUCAGACCUCCUCGUCAUCGCCCUCCUCGUCUGCUGCCACAUCGACGACGCGGACGCGCUGAUUCACGGCUUCGAACGCGAGGACGGCUCGCGCGAGCAGCUCACGCCCGAGGACAUCGCGCUCUGCGAGUCCGCAAAGCGCCGACUCCUUGAGGAGUCCAAGCAGGUCUCGCUCCGCGUCUGCUUGGGUUUGCAGGUGUCGGACGCAUGCAUGACGCGCUCGCGCUGCCUGCGCAGACUCGAGCAGGCACGCCUGGAGCUCGGGGAUACGGAGACAACCAUGGCGUUUAUCGAGCCGUCCGAGCGUCCGCGUCCUCUCGACGACUUGAUCGAGAGAAGUGACCCGGGGCUGUGCGCGCACUGCCAGAAGACGGUUGCGGACCGUGAUUUGUGCGAGAGGAAGGCGCUGUGGGAAACGCUGCCGGAGAUAUUUGGCAUCGAAUUGCCGAAGGUCGCUAACGAUGAAGGGCAGGCUGUUGGGGACGCAGUUCACCCGUAG